Hippocampus zosterae (dwarf seahorse) is the source of this 801-nucleotide messenger RNA. Its product is annotated as rRNA 2'-O-methyltransferase fibrillarin-like. The transcript has a single exon. The coding region runs from base 1 to 801 and encodes 266 amino acids. Gene Ontology annotation, molecular function: rRNA methyltransferase activity; histone H2AQ104 methyltransferase activity; RNA binding. Gene Ontology annotation, biological process: rRNA methylation; box C/D sno(s)RNA 3'-end processing. The record is from RefSeq and is a predicted model, not a curated record. Gene Ontology annotation, cellular component: nucleolus; small-subunit processome; box C/D methylation guide snoRNP complex. NCBI's taxonomy places the organism in Eukaryota, Metazoa, Chordata, Actinopteri, Syngnathiformes, Syngnathidae.
AUGGUCAAGGAUUUCCAGGGCGGUAAGCCUUUCAACAAAGGUGGGUCAGGUGGGAAGCCCUUCAAUAAGGGCGGGCCGGGUGGGAAGCCUCGGCCUGGGGCCAAGGUGCUUGUCAAGCCUCACCGGCUGCCUGGCAUCUACACGGUGUCCAUGGGCCGUGAAGAGGCAAUCGCCACUCGCAACAUGACUCCCGGGGAAGGCGUCUACAACGAAAAAAGGGUCAGUGUUCUCCAAGGCGAGGAGAAGAUCGAGUACCGCGUCUGGAACCCUUUCCGAUCCAAGAUCGCAGCAGCUGUGGUCGGAGGAAUCAAGGACAUCAAUAUCAAGCCGGGCUACAAGGUGCUGUACCUGGGGGCCAGCUCAGGAACCACCGUCAGCCAUGUCAGUGACUUGGUGGGUGAGAAUGGUAUCGUCUAUGCUGUCGAGUUUUCAAACCGAUCCGGCCGGGAUCUCGUGAACAUGUCGAAAAAGAGACCGAACAUCGUCCCGAUCAUCCAUGACGCCCGCAAGCCUAUGGACUACCGGUUCCUCUUGGGCAUGGUGGACACGGUGUUCGCAGAUGUCGCCCAGCCCGACCAGGCCCGCAUCAUCGCAGAGAACAGCAAGUGCUUCCUCAAGAACGGAGGUCACUUCAUGAUCUCCAUCAAGGCCAACUGCAUCGACUCCACCCUCGAGCCCAAAGUCGUCUUCGAGCAAGAGAUCAAUCGCCUCAAGGAAUACGGCCUCAAACCGCAGAUGAAGCUCACCCUUGAACCCUAUGAGCGAGACCACGCGAUCGUUGUUGGAGCCUUCCGACCAUGA